Messenger RNA from Callorhinus ursinus (northern fur seal), 2769 nucleotides. RefSeq names its product zinc finger protein 397 (gene ZNF397). Lineage: Eukaryota; Metazoa; Chordata; Mammalia; Carnivora; Otariidae. The record is from RefSeq and is a predicted model, not a curated record. Gene Ontology annotation, biological process: regulation of transcription by RNA polymerase II. Gene Ontology annotation, molecular function: RNA polymerase II cis-regulatory region sequence-specific DNA binding; DNA-binding transcription factor activity, RNA polymerase II-specific.
GAGCGGAAGGCCGCAGGAGCGCACUUCCGGUCUUUGUGGCUCGCCGCUCCGAGUCGGCGGCUUGCACCCUGGCCGCUGCUGGGCUUCGCGGAAAGAAGAGAUUACUCAAAGAAACUCUGAAAUACUGUACCCAGUUGUAGUGAGCUUUUUGCUCCACUGUUUAGGCCAGAAUGGCUGUGGAAUCCAGAGCAGUUUCAACCUUGGUACCUCAGAGUCCUCAGGAUCAAGAACUAAUACUAGUGAAAGUAGAAGAAAGCCUUUCCUGGGGUCAGAAAUGUAAGCAGAGUGGGAGCAUCAGAUCCUGCCAAGAACUGUUCCGCCAGCAGUUCAGAAAGUUUUGCUACCAGGAGACACCUGGGCCCCGGGAAGCUCUGGGCCGACUCCAGGAGCUUUGCCAUCAGUGGCUCAUGCCAGAGUUGCACACCAAGGAGCAGAUCCUGGAGCUGCUGGUGCUGGAGCAGUUUCUGAGCAUCCUGCCUGAGGAGCUGCAGAUUUGGGUUCAGCAACAUAGUCCAAAAAGCGGCGAGGAAGCUGUGACCCUGUUGGAGGAUUUGGAGAGGGAAUUUGAUGAUCCAGGGCAGCAGCAGGGACCAGCAGUACCAUGGAAGGAUUUGACAGGUCUUGGAACAUCCCAAGAGUUAACAAACAUCCAACUCCAGCCUUUAAAGACACAGCUGAAACCCUGGGAACCUUGCCUUUCCCCCCAAAAUGAUUGUGAGAACGGUGAAUCAGUGACCAAGAAGGACAUUUCAGGAGAAAAAUCACAAGGACGUCCCCAGGAACCUUCAUCUGGAGGAGUUAGUGAACACAACAGCGAUUUAGAGUGGCAACAAGAAAGUGCUACGGGGGAGAAAUUAAGAAGAUACCCUUCCCAAGAGGGCAGUUUUAGUCAAGUAAUCUUCACACAUAAAUCUCUGGGAAAGAGAGACCAUCAUGAGCCUCAAAGCAGCUUGAUUCUAAGUACAAACUCUAUAACUUAUCAGAAAGUUCCUACAGAAGAGAGACCUUAUAGAUGUGAUGUAUGUGGGCACAGCUUCAAACAGCAUUCCUCUCUAACACAACAUCAGAGAAUCCAUACUGGAGAAAAGCCCUAUAAGUGUAACCAGUGUGGGAAGGCUUUUAGUUUGAGGUCCUACCUUAUCAUUCAUCAGAGAAUUCACAGUGGUGAGAAAGCAUAUGAAUGUAGUGAAUGUGGGAAAGCCUUCAAUCAGAGCUCAGCCCUCAUUAGACAUCGCAAAAUUCAUACUGGGGAGAAAGCUUGUAAGUGUAAUGAAUGUGGCAAAGCAUUCAGUCAAAGUUCGUAUCUCAUUAUACAUCAAAGAAUUCACACUGGUGAGAAACCCUAUGAGUGUAAUGAGUGUGGGAAAACCUUUAGCCAAAGCUCAAAGCUUAUUAGACACCAGCGAAUUCAUACAGGAGAGAGACCUUAUGAAUGUAAUGAAUGUGGAAAAGCUUUCAGGCAGAGUUCAGAGCUGAUAACCCAUCAGAGAAUACAUAGUGGAGAGAAACCCUAUGAAUGUAAUGAGUGUGGAAAAGCUUUCAGUUUGAGCUCAAACCUCAUCAGACAUCAGAGGAUUCAUAGCGGAGAGGAACCUUAUCAGUGUAAUGAAUGUGGCAAAACCUUCAAAAGGAGCUCAGCCCUUGUUCAGCAUCAGAGAAUCCAUUCUGGGGAUGAAGCUUACAUAUGUAACGAAUGUGGGAAGGCUUUCAGGCACAGAUCAGUCCUCAUGCGCCACCAGAGGGUCCACACUGUAAAAUAAUAUGUGAAUACAAUGAAUGUUGUAAAUAUUUCGGUCAGAUUUUUAUCUUUGUUAGUUGAAAGGGUUUACUUUGGAAUAAGAUUCCAGGCUGGUAGACUACCAGGUCUGGAGUCUUUCUGACUUAACUAAGCAGCACUUCCCAAUGCUAAUGCAAAUUGUCCCUUGAAAGCUUUUCCUAGGACUAAUCAGAACAGCAGAUGGAAGAAUCACUGCUUCCAGCUUUUCUCUUACCAUUAGGAAUACUCAGGAAAUAAGAAAAAUGGGAAUAUAACAUUGAAACCUCAUUUUCCAUGAGAAUGUCAUGAAGGGGGUACAGCAACCCGGGCUGUCUCUGCAUCUGAUUGUCCACAUGCCAGGUUUGGGAUAUGGUGUGGACAGUAUGAGGGACAUUUUGUCUCAGGAAUACAAAAUUUUACUGGCCAAUUAAGAACAGUGGCAGGGCAGCAAGACAGAUAGGGAAACAGUUCAUCGAUAAUGUGUUGAGCCCAGGGCAGUCCAGAAAUGAGGUAGUGGAAAGAAUACAAAUUAAUUUAUCCAACAGUUAUUUUUUGAGGGCCUGUGUUGUGUCAGGCACUAGGAGUACAAUGGGAAAUAAGAAUGUCUCUGCAGUUGAAUGGGCAAGGCAGACCGGCAUUAUGGCAUAUCAGGGCUCUGAGACAUUAAGGAGUACCUGACCCAACCUUGGAUCAGGGGAAGUUUCUGAGAAAAAUGAACUAAAGGGUGAACAGGAGUUAGCCAGGUAAGUAGGCAGGCCAGGGAACAAUAUUCCCAGUAGAGGAACAGACAAAGGUCAGGAAGAAUGUCUGAGAAAAGGCCAUUUUGUGUGGAGUAUUCCUGUUGAGUUGCUUUUGAAGUGGAGUCCUGUCUGUAAGAGAAGCAUGGAUGUGGAGAAGCUUCUGUUAUUAGACAAAAUCAGGAGUUCUUGGACCACAGGGUAGAGCGGAGCUUUGUCUUGGUCUGGUGUGAGCUGGGGGAAAGGGUUAAUAACUAGUUCCUUGCCUAGGCUCAG